Molecule: messenger RNA, 1320 nt
Organism: Ostrinia nubilalis (European corn borer)
Lineage: Eukaryota; Metazoa; Arthropoda; Insecta; Lepidoptera; Crambidae
Product: NKAP family protein CG6066
Exons: 5
Coding region: 147-1307 (386 amino acids)
Biological process (GO): regulation of gene expression
Cellular component (GO): nucleus
Molecular function (GO): chromatin binding
Source: RefSeq, a predicted model, not a curated record
UAUACGACGAAUGCAGGCAGCAUGUUUGUUUUCGUUCUAUUUGAAUGAAUAAUUUAAUAUUUAUUUAGUGUAACAAGUUUCUUUAGCUGUGAAUUGGAAACCCUUUUUGUAUUUUGACGAAUAAAAUUAAUUAACCGCGAAAAACUAUGACAGGGGACGAGCGUGGUCGGCGACGAAGCAGCGACCGACACCGCAGCCCCAGUCGCGAUAGGCACAGAAGCAACGAAAGGGACAGGCCUGACCGCAGCAGAGAUCGUCACAAGGAUCGCGAAGCAACUCGUGAUCGAAGCAGAGACCGUGAACGGGUGCGGGAGCGCAGUAGAGACCGUGAGAGGACUCGGGAACGAAGCAGGGACCGCGACAGGCCGCGCGAGUACAACAGGGACCACGAGAGGACUCGGGAGCGAAGCAGAGAUCGCGGCAGACCUCAUGACCGGGACCGAGUUGGAGGCCGAAGCUCAUACAGAGAGUUCAGUGGUGGUGGACUUGGCAGUGGUGGAGGUUUGGGUAGUGGAGGAAGUGGGCCCAAGACUCGCUACAAGCCCCAAGAGGAAGAGUUCUUGGACGCCCGGCGGGAGGAGCGUGAGAGGAUUGGACUGAUCGGUGUCUCUUCUGUUUGGGGCAAGUCCCCCAUGAGACCUGACUCUGAAGAAGAAACUUCACCGGCAGAAAACAGCAGUAAAAGUAAAGAGAAAAAGAAAAGCAAAAAAUCCAAAGAUAAAGAAGACACAAAGCAAAAACUAAAAAAACUGAAAAAGAAAUUGAAAAAAGUAAAGAAAGCUCGCAAAAAAGCAAAAAAGAAAUCCAAGAGCUCCAGCAGUGACUCCAGUUCAAGCAGUGAGGAAGAAAUUUGGGUGGAAAAAGGAAAGGAACACGAAGUGGAAGCGGGCAGCAAGUCGAAGUCCAGCAAGCGGCAGGAGGAGGAGCUGGCCAGCUCGGCGUUCGGGCCGGCGCCGCGCGUGGGCUUCGCGCUGGGCCACAAGGACUUCGGGCGCGCGCUGCUGCCGGGCGAGGGCGCCGCCAUGGCCGCCUACGUGGCCGAGGGCAAGCGCAUCCCGCGCCGCGGAGAGAUCGGACUCACCUCCGACGAGAUCGCCUCCUACGAGUCCGUCGGAUACGUCAUGAGCGGGAGCAGACACCGUCGCAUGGAAGCCGUGCGCAUCCGCAAAGAGAACCAGAUCUACUCGGCCGACGAGAAGCGCGCGCUCGCCGCCUUCAGCAAGGAGGAGCGCGCCAAGCGCGAGAACGCCAUCCUGUCGCAGUUCCGCGACGUGCUCAGCGCGCGCUCGCAGCGCCGCGACUCCUAGCCCCGCCUGAUGC